Messenger RNA from Thamnophis elegans (Western terrestrial garter snake), 2798 nucleotides. RefSeq names its product electron transfer flavoprotein subunit beta lysine methyltransferase (gene ETFBKMT). NCBI's taxonomy places the organism in Eukaryota, Metazoa, Chordata, Lepidosauria, Squamata, Natricidae. Gene Ontology annotation, cellular component: mitochondrial matrix. The record is from RefSeq and is a predicted model, not a curated record. Gene Ontology annotation, biological process: peptidyl-lysine trimethylation. Gene Ontology annotation, molecular function: protein-lysine N-methyltransferase activity. The coding region runs from base 270 to 1064 and encodes 264 amino acids. The transcript is spliced from 4 exons.
ACACAGAUCUGAAUCACAAAACGAGGGAAGAGCCGGGAUCUUUUUCUGAUACCUGCGGCGUUUAACCAAUCUCACAAUCGAGCCAGGAACCAAAAAUCUGUUCUUCUGUUUCCAGGAACAUUGCCCAUUCUUUCUGAAAAGCCAGUAUUAUGAGAUCUCCUCAUUCCCAAGCUGACAUUAGAGAAUCUUGACAUGCUCCAGGCAAAUCUUUUUAAAGAUCUAUAUUGAAGCUGGGAAGACAUUGGCCUAGAGGCGGGGGAGAAAGACACAUGGUUUUCCUCGGCUGGAGAAGAUUGCUGCACUUUUGUGGUAGGGCCAGCUUUAGAAAAGACUUGAAGCAGAGACAGAGAGGCUGUUUGUCUUGGAGGUGCUACCGGGGAAGAACAUUCGGAAGACUUCAUGUAGACCCCAAGCUGAGAAUGUUUCUAGAGGAGAAUACCGAAAUCAUUGACACUGGGAACCUGACCCCGGAGAUAAGAUUACGUCUUCUGACCCCUAAUUGCAGGUUUUGGCAUGACAAAGCUGCCUUGUGGCCCUACGGGGAGCCCUACUGGGCAAUGUACUGGCCAGGAGGCCAAGGAUUAUCCAGAUACCUUCUUGAUAAUCCAAAAGUGGUCCAGAAGAAGAAAGUUCUGGAUCUAGGAAGUGGUUGUGGAGCAACAGCUAUUGCAGCUACACUAAGUGGAGCAUCACAAGUUGUUGCAAAUGAUAUCGAUCCUGUUGCAGCUGCUGCCAUGGUGCUUAACUGUGAGCUGAACAACAUAGACCCCAUCCCUGUUUUAACAGAGAACCUGAUUGGUACAGAUAUAGGCAAGUGGGACCUUAUUGUCUUAGGGGACAUGUUUUACAAUGAAGAACUUGCAGACAGCCUCUCUGAAUGGUUGAAGAAGUGCAUCCAGGAUGACAAGACUGGAUUGCUGAUCGGGGAUCCUGGCAGACCCUAUUUUGUGACCAACAGAAUUCAGAGAAAGUUGCACAAAGUUAGUGAAUACGCUCUCCCUCAAUCAUCACCGGAAGAAUACAACGGUUCAACCAAAACUAUUAUCUGGAAUUAUCAGCCUUAAUUUUUCAGAGGUCUUGGAAAUAUUAAAUCAGUUGACGUUACUUUGAAUCUCUUGAAUUCCAGUUCUCAUACACUGAGAUUUUAGCCUCUAUCACUAUGUAUAUUCCAAUAGUUUUAAAACACUUUAUUUGCAGCCAUAUUAGAGAGGACAGUACAAAAAACUUUGUGGUUGAGAAUGCAUUGUUUAAAAAAUAUACACAGUACUGCUUAUGCGAAUUACAAUAAAUUUUAUUGGUAGAGGGUGGCCUAUCAACAGCAGUUUUAUAUCUAAUGAAACUUCUAAAUUCAGUUGUUGGUACUGGGUAGUCGGUGGAUGAUCCAUCUAGGAAGGGGGGGGAACCUUGGGACAGUUUGCUGUAUUUUGAUUUCCAGAACAUUGUCGUCUUUUCAUACUAUUCUAUAACAGGCAUCUACCGGGAUACAUUUAUGAGGAUAAAUGUUUGAUCUUCGAUUGUUGUUUCUUAUCUAUCAUGUCUGGUCAGCCACUCUAGCACAUAUUUGAUGUAACAUCCUGGUCUGAAAUGGAAUAUCGUUUUAUCCAUUCUGGCAUGACUUUAUUAUUACUCAUGUUUGCAAAUGAGUGGAUCUUUCUGGCUUGACUUCUAUUAAGCUAAUUAUUGUCAUACAGAAGCAACUACUUCUGUGUUCUUGUGAAUAUGUUCACAAAGGCUGCUUUCUGCUUCAACGCAACUAUUCACAUAGGUUUGAUCAAGCUUUGUAUUUUCUGUGUUUCGUCUCACUUUACUCCAUGUACUGUCCUAAAGAGUGCUGGGUGGGACAUCUUAAAAGUUGUGCUACAUUAUUUGAUUAGGAAGAAUGUCAAAAUCCCUAUUCAACAACAAUUAGUAGUAAUGCAUAAUGAAAGGAAAGAGUAGAACAUUACUAUAUCUAUCUAGAGAAUGUCAAAACUCAUGCUGGUCAAUAUUUUUCUUAUAAAGACAAUGAUAAUGUCUUAGUGGGAUAAUUUCCCAAAAGUAUUCAUGUUAGUUUUCUGUAGCAAAAAUAAUUAAGAGUCUUGCAUCAGCUUACACACUAACAUAUUUAUUUUGGCAAAAGCUUUCAAAAAUAAAUCUACAGUGAAUGUUACUAUGUUGCCUUUAAUAGGUAGUUGAGAAGAAGGAAGGGGUUACAAACCAAAUAAAUAAAAACUCCUUAAUUAGAAUGGAAUAUAUGGCAUCCCAUUCUCCAGUAUCAGCAAAAGCCCACAUGAGCUUUUUGCCUUGAAAAUAACAAUGUUGAGUUCUACAAACACAUUCUAUGACUGGUUAUUAAGAGAAUUAAAUGAAAUUCAUGCACUGUACAACUUGAAGGAGGUUUUAUUCAGAUACAAACAAAUCAUGGCUCCUGUUACAAGGGACAACUAGAAAUAGAACUGGUCUCCACCUAAAUGACAGCAGAACAGGCAGCACAAGAAGAUGCUUCCAUGACAUUUGCUCCAUUAGCUUACUGGUGUUCUCUCUGCUUUUUGCAUUUCCUUAUUUACUGUUGGUCCUUUAUUGGUAAAAGUGUCAUGGUUAUUUUUUUUAAAAGAAGCAGUGCCCUAAAGCCCUCUUCACGAACUUCCAUGAACACAAAACACUGCAGAACAUUGAUAACUGCAGAACACUAACUUGGAGAAAAAGAAACAUGAGUAGCAUGUUUGCUCUUCUCCAACUUGAGACUACAGUAUCAACAGCAAAUGUACAGAUUAAUCAGAAGACUCUCAGAAAUGGUCCUUUUGUGCGGGGGGGGGGGG